Messenger RNA from Huiozyma naganishii CBS 8797, 1560 nucleotides. It is a transcript of the gene MEP2, whose product is annotated as ammonium permease MEP2. Bases 1 to 1560 code for a protein of 519 amino acids. The record is from RefSeq and is a predicted model, not a curated record. Gene Ontology annotation, cellular component: plasma membrane. The transcript has a single exon. Gene Ontology annotation, molecular function: ammonium channel activity. Lineage: Eukaryota; Fungi; Ascomycota; Saccharomycetes; Saccharomycetales; Saccharomycetaceae. Gene Ontology annotation, biological process: ammonium transmembrane transport.
AUGUCAACGUACAACUUCACUGGUACGCCCACUGGUCAUGGGACCGGUGGUGAUUCGCUAACCACAGAUAUGAACACGCAGUACGAACUGGCCAACAUGGCGUGGCUGGGUACCUCCGCAGCAGGUGUGUGGCUCAUGGUCCCCGGUAUCGGGCUGCUUUACUCUGGGUUGUCCCGAAAGAAGCACUCUUUGUCGUCGCUGUGGCUUUCUUUAACCGGUGUCUGUGUCUGUAUCUUCCAAUGGUUCUUUUGGGGCUACUCGCUGACGUUCUCUCACCAUACUAAGGGUAACGGGUUCCUCGGGACACUAGAGUUCUUUGGGUUUAGACACGUCUUGGGGGCUCCAUCCGCGGUCUCCUCCGCUCCUGAUAUUUUGUUCGCCGUGUUCCAAGGCAUGUUCGCAUCCGUCGCUGGUGUGCUCGCCAUGGGCGGUGGCGGGGAGCGUGCUCGUCUGUUCCCCAUGAUGGUCUUCCUGUUUCUGUGGAUGACGCUCGUGUACUGCCCAUGCGCCUGCUGGACGUGGAACGCGACCGGAUGGCUCGCAGUCAUGGGGUCCCUCGACUUUGCCGGAGGUGUCGUGCACCAGACCGCUGGUCACGGUGCUCUAAUGUACGCGCUGAUCUUGGGGAGAAGAGACAAGAGCAAGAACACUGGGCGCAAGAUCCCGAAAUACAAACCUCACUCAGUCACAUCCGUCGUCUUGGGGACCACUUUCCUGUGGUUCGGAUGGCAGUUCUUCAACCCGGGGUCCGCAGGUAACGCGACGAUGAGAGCAUGGUACGCCGCAAUGAACACAAACUUGGCCGCAGCAGGUGGUGGGUUAGCCUGGAUGUUCAUCGAUUACUUCAGAUACGACGGGAAAUGGACCACUGUGGGGCUGUGCUCAGGGAUCGUGUCCGCUUUGGUUGGUAUCACCCCUGGUGCAGGGUUCGUCCCCAUCUGGUCCUCCUUUGUCAUUGGUGUCGUCACAUCCAUCGGGUGUAACUUCGCCGUUGACGUGCAGUACUGGUUGAAGAUCGACGACGGGUACGCCGUGUGGGCGUUGCACGGAGUCGGUGGUUGUAUUGGUGGUGUCCUGACCGGGAUCUUUGCCGCAGACUACGUCAACGCGACCGCGGGGUCAUACAUCGCGCCAAUCAAGGGCGGGUGGUUGAACCACCAUUACAGACAAGUAGGAUACCAGUUGGCCGCGAUGUGCUCGAUCUGUCUAUGGACCUGUGUCGUUACUUCUAUAAUCCUUCUGGUCAUGGACAGAAUCCCCUGGUUGAAGAUCAGGUUGAAACCCGAGGAGGAGGAGCGCGGCACGGACGCCGUUGAGAUCGGCGAGUUCACAUACCAGAGCGACGAAGAGGAUGGUGGGGAUGAGCUGAACAACAACGAGGACUACACGUUCAUUCCACAGCCCGUACGGUCAAAGACCACCGUUGUUGAUGCGUUGACGAGCAAACUGUCACACAACAACGACAAGAUCGAACCGCACCAGAACAUAGACGACAAGCUCAACGAGGAAGGGUCCAGCACAAGCCAAAGCCACGCUGAAAAAUCCGAACCGGAGAAAUAA